AUGGCAGCAGCGGUGGGCAGCGCCGCUGCCCAGCUGAUGGCGCUGGCACAGGCGGCACAGGCAGCAGAGGCGCCUAUUGUGCCAGUGGAUCUGUCAACCUAUGUGCCCAGCCCGCUGGAGCCCAGCUGGCAGGUGUGGUUUGGCGCGUUUGUCGGCGUCGUGCCGUUCGUCAUCGGCGCCUACGAGUUCACAAAGCGCAUCCUGAUUCAGCGGCGCUGCAAGGCCUGCGACGGCAGGGGCCUCAUCCUGAAGGGCAAGUAUCCAAAGAAGUGA
Monoraphidium neglectum is the source of this 273-nucleotide messenger RNA. RefSeq lists its product as hypothetical. The coding region runs from base 1 to 273 and encodes 90 amino acids. NCBI's taxonomy places the organism in Eukaryota, Viridiplantae, Chlorophyta, Chlorophyceae, Sphaeropleales, Selenastraceae. The record is from RefSeq and is a predicted model, not a curated record. The transcript has 3 exons.